Haliotis rufescens (red abalone) is the source of this 3436-nucleotide messenger RNA. RefSeq lists its product as uncharacterized. Gene Ontology annotation, biological process: regulation of gene expression. The record is from RefSeq and is a predicted model, not a curated record. The transcript is spliced from 8 exons. Gene Ontology annotation, molecular function: protein binding. Gene Ontology annotation, cellular component: nucleus. Bases 105 to 3194 code for a protein of 1029 amino acids. NCBI's taxonomy places the organism in Eukaryota, Metazoa, Mollusca, Gastropoda, Lepetellida, Haliotidae.
CUUCCGGGUUGACAGAUCAGUUCCAUUUGUGAUUCCACAACUUGCGCGGAGAAGAGUGAGGAUCGUUCUACAAGUUGUCAUUUCAGUGUAUAACGCGUGUGACGAUGAAAUUCACAUCGGGCGAGUUGCCUGAUGAUGUUGAAGAGGACGGGACGUGUGAUUUUAUUGACGCUGACAAGAAACUGGAUAAUAUGACAUCAACAGGAAAGCCUCUUUUGACCGACCGAAAUGGGGAAGUAGAGGAGGCGCUAUCAAAGGGAGGUAACUCAGAGGUGAACACGAACAAUAACAACAUGUCCCGAACACAGAGUAUUCCUCAACCAACCGAACAUGGCCUCUCUGAUUCCGAAGACAACACAACCGGAACAACCCCUGAUUCGCUGGUCACUGCCCUUUCCAAGGUCACAAUUUCAGACAAGGUCAAAUCUGUUGCGGAAAUCAAACCAGCGAGCGAGGUCGAUGACCUGAGCAGCAAAAUCUCCAAUGUGACGUUGGAUGAGAAGCCCGGCGUGGAGGGCGGAGAGCAGUACACCGAAAUAAAGGAAUCGGAAAUCACUACGCUGGCGGAGAUUGAAAAGAGGAAGAAAGAGGAAGCGGAGACCGAAAAACCUAAAGAAAGAGGCCCCAACCAUGGAAUUCCCAAAAACCACAAACCACAUGUUGACCGAUACGACCAUGUCGCUAGCAAGAACUACCCAACUAGCGUCAGCCAACAACUCUGUAGCCAGUUUCCUGGUAAUUACAGUCAAUCUCAACAGAUGUACAACAACAAUAUGGUUUGUCAGCAACGGUCCACCAUGAAUGGAUACCAACAAGGAGUGACGAAACGCUCCCGUGAUGAAUAUGACCAACAGCCUUAUAAGUAUACAAAGCCUGUUGAACCGAUCAACAACCUCAGUGACCCAUCCAAGACACUAUCUUCAAAUCUGACUUUCUCAAAUGUGGUUUCAACAAAGGGUUUUUCCGGUGGCCAGGUGAUGGUGAACAGCCCCGACAUAGAGUCUUUGAUUCCUAGUUUCCCGUGUGGGGACACGGCAAAUUCGGGUGAAUUUGAUAUUCUCAAUUUGCUGAGUCAGGGCGAGGAGUCUCUCAAGGAUCCAGAAAGAAGCAUGUGCUCGGAGAUCCUGGCAAACGUCCCCCCAUACUCCCUUCAGCACGGUUACCAUAACAACAUCAUGCGUCAGAAUCCCCAACUGGUCCAAGGGUCGUAUCUGGAUCAGACUCAAGUCAAUGUCAACCCCAUGAUGGAGAAUAUUUGGCGCCAGAAAGGAGGGGAGAACCGAACAAGCUUCUCUGCAGAGGACUCCGCCAGUGAGGGCUACAUAAGCGAGGGAGCUAGCAGUCCCUACAGCCCCUACAGUGACAUUCAGGACUCCCCGACCGAGCAGACCAUGUACUCCCCUCCCCCUUCCGUCGACAGCGGUGCUUGCAUGAUGUCAGCUUCAAGUCCGGGAUCCGCUAUCGAUAUCGGAAGUCCGAGGAGCUCCACGAUGGGGUUCGAGUCGAAUGUUGAUGUGUAUGACAGCAGCUCCAGACUUCCCCCUACUCCUACAACCUCCCAUCAGACUGUCCAGACCAAUCAUGGGUAUACCCCUCCGACGCCAGGCUUUCAGAGCAAUAUGGCUUACCAGGGCCUGGAGUAUCAAGUCACAGGAGGACCAGUUAACGCAGUACAUCAAACUGGAUACUUGCAAACCGCUGGGGUUGCCCCAGGUAAAGAAAUGGGUCAAAAUAGCAGUUAUAUUGAUAACAAUUUGGAGACAUUUUUGGAUGUUAUUGAAACCAUUGGGGAGGACCUGGUUAAGGCUGAACACAAGAAGAAACAGAAGACUCUCACGAAAGGAAUACAAGAAACGGUGGUACCAGUUCAGAAGCAAGCACCUGUUCCCCUGCAACAGAAACUGCCUGCUACUAGUCAGUCUGGUCCCAGGAAGAACGUCCCGGUGGCCAGUGUCCAGCCCAAUCAGAUUCAUCGUCAAGUUCCGACCACCAGCACGCCGGUCCUGUUGGUAAAGCAGACUCCAAGUACGAUGGGGGUUCCGAUAUCGGUCGCCCCGAGUGUCGUCAAUUCUCAGCAGAUGAAGGUGUCCUCUCAAUCUCCUGUCCCCAACGGUCAGAUCCUUGUCAUACCUGCCACGCCCCAAAUCGUGUUUGUUGCAUCACCCCCUCAACCCCCAGCAAAGAAGACCCCCACAUAUAGGUCGAUACGCCCUAAGAUUCAACCAAAUCCUGUUCCGGGGAUAGCUCCCGCCUCUGACUCUAGAAAUGUGACCUUGAGUUCGUCUCCAAAGUCUGUGACAACACCCAAACCAGCCCAACCAUCAUGCCCAGUGUCUCCCAUGACUGGUGGCCAAGUCUCACAGUGUCCCAACAAGCCUCAGCCUUCAACUCCAAAGACAAAUGUUAACCAGUUAAACAUUGCUCGGAGAUGUGUGGCGACAAUGACUGCAGAAGAGCUCAAGUGCACGGACCAAGAUGGAGACACGUAUCUUCAUGUGGCGGUGUGCAAGGCAGACAAGUACAUGGUGCAGGCGCUGUUGGAGAGGAUCCUACGGGAGAACCUGCAGACCAUGAUAGACACACAGAACAGCGAGAGACAGACUCCCGUGUACCUGGCCGUCAGCGCUAACCAGCCUGAAAUGGUGGAGAUGCUUAUCAAAUAUGGCGCUGAUGUCAAUCUGCUUGCAGAGCGGACAUCUACAAAUGGACAGAAGGAAGUGAAGGCAGCCAUUCACAGCGCAUCCUCCAACGGAAAGGACCAUCUCGCAACACUGCAGUCGUUACUUAAAGCACAGGAUCUGAAUCUCAACAUGUUCAACUCAGAUGGGUGUACAGCUCUCCACUGCGCCAUCCUUGAACACAGCCAGCCCCGCCCGGACUCCGGGACCCCCACAGACAGCAAGCCAAUCAUUGAAGCCCUCAUCAGGGCAGGGGCCGACCCCAACUCACAGGACAAAAAGAGCGGAAAGACAGCCUUCAUGUACGCACUGGAGACUCGGGACUACACUUUGAUUGACACUCUGUUGACCCUUGUUGAUAUCACCAAGGUCAGGUGUUACUUCCGCACACAAGCGUUUGACGGAAGCACGUGUGUGAAGAUCAUGGAGAGUAGGAAGGCCGAGUUCCCCCCCAAAUUGUACGACAAGCUGACAGCCAUUAUGUCAAACAAUCGCAGUAUUCUCUCCCACAGAUGAGCGGGCGACACAUCGUUAUUAAUUUCUUGUCAUGAUACUACUGACGAUGUUAGGAGCAUUGUUUUUAUCUCGUCUGUACAAAACAUUUAGCAUCCCACUGCUGUUCACUUCAUUUCUGUACAGAUCAUUUUCGGUCAUCAACAUUUUAUUACUUAAUUUUUUGUACAGAACACUUUAAUAUUGUCCCCGAACUGGUUUAGAACUAUUGUCUAUAUCAUAAUCAUUUGCAUCUAUUUCAAAAA